Episyrphus balteatus (marmalade hoverfly) is the source of this 1666-nucleotide messenger RNA. RefSeq names its product solute carrier family 25 member 35-like. Lineage: Eukaryota; Metazoa; Arthropoda; Insecta; Diptera; Syrphidae. Bases 669 to 1601 code for a protein of 310 amino acids. The transcript has 4 exons. The record is from RefSeq and is a predicted model, not a curated record.
CAGAAUUUGUGUGGAUCAUUUUAGUUUGAAACAGCCAACGGCGGAAGGUGUUUCAAUAACGAUAUAAACAUUCUUUUAAACUCUUUAAACAUGGACCGGAUGUUUUAAACAAUGACGUAUUUGUGCGUAAUAUUUGAUUGUGGAUAGGUCAGUUAGUGUCAAUAAUAUAUUUCAAUAAUCACGUUUUAUAGGUUUUUGAUACAAAAGUUUAUAUAAUUUUUUAAAAGACGAGAAUCACAUAAUUUUCGUUAUCAAUCUAACCCACCCAAACAAGUGAUAAGAUUCUCAAAAAAUAGUUCUAAUCCAUUUGUAAAUACUACUUUUCGGCUUUAAAAAAGUAAUUUAUGAUUUUUAAAAAUUUUCCAUUUCUUACAUAAUUUCGCAUUGAGAUUGAGAUAGUGCAAAAACGUGACUAAAAGUGCUAUUACGUUGAUUGUAACGUCAAUUAUUUCGGGUUGCAUUAUAUUUAUUUACAAAAAAAAAUUGUUCUUAAAAUAAAUUCGUACGCGGCGUGCUGUCGUGGUGUGUCUUUUUUUUUUUCUUCUAUUUUUGAGUCAUAGAAAUAUAGCGCUAUGGUAAUGUCACUCUACCGGUAUUGUCAGUUUGUUUGUAAAUAAAAGAAGCUUUUACCACAACAACUACAACAAAAACAAAGCUUUUGAAAAGAUAUGGAUUAUCUUUUAGGAGGCACAGCUGCCAUGUGCGCUGGUUUCUUCAGUAAUCCGUUCGAUGUGAUAAAAACCCGCCAGCAAUUACAAGGUGAACUUCAAAGCACCAAAGGUGCACCACAACCGUACAGAGGAGUAUAUCAAUCAAUUCGUUCCAUUAUCAAAGCUGAAGGCGUAUGGGGCCUACAAAAAGGUCUAGGUUCAGCUUUAACAUUUCAAUUUGUCAUGAAUAGUUCGCGAUUGGGACUUUACCAAACAGUUGAAGAUUGGAAUUGGACGAAACUUGACAAAGAUAAAUCUCAUCAUUCAACUGUUCUAUGUGUAUUUUGGGGUGGAGUUUCUGGUGUACUUGGGUCAGCAUUAGGCUGUCCGUUUUAUAUGAUUAAAACACAAUUACAAGCACAAUCUGUGGGGAAGUAUGCGGUGGGCUAUCAACAUCAUCAUCAAAAUACACUCAAUGCUUUAGUCAAUAUUGUCCAGAAACAAGGAUAUUUGGGAUUGUGGCGUGGUUUUUCUGGCAUCGUACCACGAACGGCUGUUGCAUCUUCAGCACAACUUGGAACAUUUUCUGCAUGCAAAGAUAUUUUUGUACAGUACGAGAUUUUUCAAAAAUCAUUUCUUUUAACUGCAAUCGGAUCGAGUAUGGUGAGUGGUUUCUUUGCUGUAGUCUGUAUGACACCUUUUGAUGUAGUUGCAACGAGAAUGUUUAACCAAGGAGUGGACAAAAAUGGAAAAGGACUUCUUUAUACAAAUAUUGUUGACUGUUUCAUAAAAACUUUUCGAUACGAAGGCAUGAAAGGACUGUAUAAAGGUUUUGUUCCAAAUUAUUGGCGAACAGCUCCUCAUACGAUACUUAAUUUAACAUUUUGGGAACAAUUCAAAAGAUGGAAAAAUAUUUAUUUAGCUGAAGAAGGAGCUGUUUAUUUUGAAUAAAUUAAUGUGGAUUAAAAAAUGGGGGUACAAAGUAUUGCAAUAAAUUGUAAGGAUAUUUAAGAAUA